AUGGCAUCCUUAAGCGGCACUGACCAACUCCACCUGCUCAUUUGCCAAUGCCCAGCACUCCAGACCCUGCUUUGGAGACCCACAUAUGGAAGGGGCUUUCCCCACGCUGAAUUCUGUGCCUUGUAUAUCGAAUCCAAAUGGCCAGAUCUUGAUUCGAUAACAUUCAAAGCCGCUGGAAUCAAUAUACCAGAGGAGAGCCAUUUCAGACUGCUACAGGUUGCCAAGCAACCCUUUCGUGUUCUGGACUAUCACCUGUCAGGACUUGGGCCCAGGACACUGGAGCUGCUUAUGGACCAACACUUUGCGACCAUGCAGUCGAUCGACUUGUGCUACCUAGGCAAUGCUGGCAAAUGGGCGAUCAAGGUUCUCACGUCAUUCCCAAGGCUGGAGCGGUUCAGCGCUGAAACUAUCUUUGCUUCGCACAUCCUUGAGGGUGAGCCGUGGGUCUGCCAUGGGCUGAAGGAGCUGACGGUUUUCAUUGAUAUGGAUGUUGUUGAACGUGGCCAGUUUAGAAACCAACUUUCAGCAAAGGAAAUCCAACAAUGUCGCGGCAUUUACAGGCAGCUGGCUGCGCUCAGGGAGCUGCGUGUCCUGGAUAUGCUCUCUAAAUUCGACACUAUAUGGGGUUCAAUGGGCAGUGCUUUGAAAGUUCCACUCCCAUUCUGUCUGGAUGCAGGUCUGGAACUGAUGGCUGGCUCGGUCAAGCUGAAGAAAUUCAAGCUCUGGCCCGGGAGAGAGGAGGUGAACGAGAGAGAGUUGGCCUGGAUUCUGGAACAUUGGAAGCAGCUCAGACGCCUUGAUGGGGGAUGGUGCUGCACAGCGGAAGGCGGCUUCUUUCUCUCUUUGGCAGGCGAGCAAAAAAAGUUGCUGAACAAACACGGGAUCAACAUCACGGAAGACACUUCUGAUGACAGGGCCGUAGAGGCUCGCCUUCGGUGGAACGAGUGA
Gamsiella multidivaricata is the source of this 948-nucleotide messenger RNA. RefSeq lists its product as uncharacterized. The transcript has a single exon. The record is from RefSeq and is a predicted model, not a curated record. NCBI's taxonomy places the organism in Eukaryota, Fungi, Mortierellomycota, Mortierellomycetes, Mortierellales, Mortierellaceae. Bases 1 to 948 code for a protein of 315 amino acids.